AUGCCACGACGCAAGCCGCACUCUGCAAAGCAGAAGAAGGAGCAGCUCCAGCAGAAACGCGCCAUCAAGCGCGGUGACGUCGAGCCCCCACCGCCCUCGACAAAGCACGACCGCAAGGGCAAGCGACCCGUCCGCCCCCAGCAGUCCGAGCCCGACUCCGCUGCGGCCGAGUCCUCGCGCAGGCUGCAGUCUGCGUUCGUGAAGCUGCCCAAAGCCUUUCUCGAGGACACCAGACGGCUCUCGGCCAGCCUCCCGCUGGGGCGCCCCAUUCCAUCGGAAGCGGCUGUCUGGCAUGAUGGAUUUCCUUCCGUGGCCUCGUCUGACCAUCACGCGAACGAUGUACAACGGCAGCUGACGUGCCCUAGAAGGCCCAAAUGGCGUUACGACAUGUCCAAGAAGGAGGUCGAGAAAAACGAAGAGGGCCUCUUCAAAAAAUGGAUAGACCAGACCGACGAGCUUGUCAACACCUGGAGCGAGCAAAAGCCUCCAGACAGCGUGCAGACUGAGUCGGGUGAGAGUAUGCCCAGCGCACCCACAAACUUCGAGCGCAACCUCGAGGUCUGGCGACAGCUAUGGCGUGUGACGGAGAUCUCACAGAUCGUCCUCGUCCUACUCGACUCACGCUGCCCCCUGCUGCACUACCCACCGUCGCUCGCAUCUUAUCUCGCAUCGCCACACCUCUCCCGGAAGCGGACGAUCCUCGUCCUCACCAAGGUCGACAUCGCCGGUGCUGCUCGGGCACAGGCGUGGACCGUGCAUCUCCAGUGCCAGCAUCCCCACCUUCGGGUCGUCCAGGUGGAGUCGUACACAGAGAAAGCUGUGGGCGGCGCCCGGAGGGUAUACGAGUCCCAUCUGCCGUCAGCCUUCCGCCAGACGCUUGUGGAUGCGCUGCGGGAGACGCAUGCUGAGCUCCUCGAACCACCCGAGAGGAUCAGAGACAUGCCCGAGAAGGUCGCGACGUGGACGGCACCCGUGAAGCGGGAGAUCGACUGGGAGGCUGUCCUGCAUGCCCGCGGAGGUAAAGUCGGCGCCGCGGUGGGUGGCGUGGCUGCUCCUCGUGUUCAAGAAAAUGCAGCAGCUGGGUCGUCCGAGACCGAAGCAGGAAUAACGAGAGACGAUGAUGUGGACAGCAUGGACGAUGUAGAGCCAGAGUUCUUGACGAUUGGACUUAUAGGCACGUAUGGCCUACCGUGUCAGCCCAAUGUCGGAAAAUCUUCUCUGCUCAACGCGUUAUUUGGCACACCAAAAGUUAGAGCUUCGAAGACACCUGGAAAAACAAAGCAUUUCCAGACACUUUUCUGGACCCAUGAGGUCCGGCUGGUCGACUGUCCAGGACUGGUCAUGCCCAACCUGGUUCCGAUGGAGACCCAGGUUCUCAGCGGCGUCCUCCCAAUCUCCCGCGUCUCCGCAGUCCCUCUCUGCAUUUAUCACGCCGCUCAACUCCUCCCCCUCGAGCGCAUCCUCGAGUUGGAGCAUCCCGCCGCCAAGGCUGCGCCGGCGGACGACAAACGCACAUGGCGUGAGCCGCGCGGCGCCGAACAGCAGCACCAGCACCAACAACAGCAACAGCAACAGCGCAAGGCGCCCGAUUGGACGGCGAUGGACAUCCUGACCGCUUUCGCCCUCAAGAAGGGCUGGGUGACAGCCAAGGCGGGACGGCCAGACGUGAACCGUGCCGGUAACUACAGUACGUGCCAAAACCCGGCUCCUUUGUUUUCUUUUUCGCGCGGCUUCCUGCGCAUGCUCGCAGAGGGCAGGAUCAAGUGGGCGUUUUCGCCACCGUCGGAAAGCAGCGGCACCGGCAGCAGCGCGGGCAUCUGGAUCGUCUCCCACAGCCACGACGGCGACGCGCUCGAGAUCAGUGAUAGCGAGGACGAGGCGCACAUGCACGCCACGGAUGCACCCGAGAGCGACGACGAAGAGACGCUCGGCGCGCUCAGUGACGACGCGGAUGAGGAUGAUGAGAACUUUAGCGAUGAGACCUUCGUCUCCACGGGCAGGAGCCGAUUUGCGGCUCUUGAUUUUGGCGGUGGCGAUGACGACGAGGGUAGCGAAGACGGCGAAGACGAUGAGGAAGCCGAUGUAUUGGCCUGAACGCAAUGUACAGAAGGAACUUACACUGCUACGGAGUAGUACACUCACACAUACGAUUGGGUCGACCGAUCCUAAUAACAUGAUACCGAACAGAACAAGGUCUUGUGUGUACGCACAGGUGGAACAUAAAACGCUAGAACAGGUUGCAAACAUCGUGAAAGCAAUAGAGAUUACGGGAUCGACCAGCGGAUGACGAGUGCUUGUGGAAGAGAAGUAAAAACAAGCAUCAGAUGAAGAGAAACAAUAUUCAUAAGUAAGGCCGAGCCAAGACAAGCGUUAAGGAAGUAAGCAGUUGGAGGUAAAGAAGGCCGGACGGACGCUCGUCUGCAGAUCAAGACUGGGUCAAGUGUGCAGGCAGAGCGGCAGUCCGUGGUAUAUGAAGGUAGGGAUCCUCUCAAACUUCAAGACCUCGUUCAAGCAACAUAUCCAUACAAACUUCCAAAGCGGCGGUAGCAUGUCUCUUCAGCCACUUCCUGAGUGCUGGCAACAUCUACUACCGCACUGAAGGGCCGCCCUAGGCUUAGUAUCGGCCGCCGUAAGUCGCGCCGUAGCCGUUGUUCAUGCUGGGACCGCGUUGGAGCUCCGUCAUCUGGGGGCCCGGCGAAGGACCGCGCGCAAGGUCGGCGUAGCCGCCAACAGGCGCAAGCGUCGUCGGACCAGCAGUGAAGUCGUGGUCUGGGACUGGUUGGAGGGUAGAGACACCGUGCUGGGCACCGUAGCCAGCGCCGUAACCGUUGUUGCUACCGUGUCCGUAGCUCUCCUCGCUGUGGCCAGAGGAGUGGAAGGAGCCGUGCGAAGCGGAGGAAGGGUUGCGACGGAGUCCGGGGAUGUCGUCGUCUGGGGCACCGGUGGAGGGCUGCCAGUCGAUCGGAGCCAUGCGGUCCUCGAAGCUGGUCGAGGGCUUGAACUUCCACUUGCGGAUGAUAGUCCAGCCGACCGCGAUAGCACCGACGCAGGACGCGAUGACAAUCAAGACGGUGAGGCCCGCCUUGGUCGACGUUGACGUCGCGCCAGAUACAGGCUGAGCAGAACCGGUGCUGGUGGUAUCGGCGAGGGAGGAUGUGACUGUGUGGGUAACACGACCUUGGGAGUUCGUUGCGUCGGCAUCGGUGUUGUCAGUGCUGUCGGUGUUGUCGGUGCUGUCGGUGCUGCCGCUCGACGUUGUGACAGGCUGUGGAGGGGUAUCUGGGGUAUUUGUCGGCUGAGCAACAGUACUAGUCGUCGAUGCGGUGGUGCUCGAUGCGGAAGUCGAGGACGACUGCGUAGACGAGGUAGCGGCAGAGCUGCUCGCGGACGAGGACGAGGACGACGAGGACAAAACAGCACUCUGUGGGCAUGUUAACAUCGCCGAGGACAUCUAUUUCUGGGAGCUGUCACAUACUGAGGACGCGGAAGUCUGCGACGCGCUGGCACUGGUCGCACUGCUUGAGGCAGAAGUAGCAGGCGAGCUCUGGCUCGUGGCAGCGGAAGAUGCGGCGGUGCUUGAACUAGUCGUAGCAGCGCCAGUCGUGGUGGUGCCGCUGAGGGUAGGCGGGUCUCCUGCUGCACCAUUCGUACCGGGGAGUAAGUCGCCUAGUAUAGAUGCACGUUUCUUGAUCAUGCGGUUCAGGUAGACAUGGUCGCGCGCAGCGAUGGGGUGGGGGGCUGAGUCGGCCUGUGCGACAGUGACAAUGGCCAGAACGAAGGCGAGGUAACAAAAGAGUGUGAGGGAAACCUUGCGAGGCUUGGAGACGAACAUGUUGGCGCUGUACGUGAAAUAGAAAGUCUCUGGGGAUAAGCAGCAAAAGGCGGGGCAAGCGAUGCGCAGGACGAGGGACGAGGACCAGCCAGGUGAGAAAGCAAGAUGAGAACGGAAAGCAAGGAUAAUGUGGGGAAAGAACGAGGGCUUACGAGAGGAAUAGAGUUAGAGUUGGGGGCCCUGCUCAAUAUUGUCAAGCGUUUUUCUUGGAAGCCGUGGGGACAAAGGAAGGCGAGCAAAAAAGAGUGGACACGGUUUGACUGCAGGGCGUGCGUGCAGGGGAGGAGCGGAGCGGAAGGGAGAUGAGCAGUUGAAGAAACCAAGGCAACAUGAAGCCGUAGCCAUCAGUUUACACCACCUGUCAGCCACAGGCGCCCAUGCUUUGUCCCUCCCU
Molecule: messenger RNA, 4226 nt
Organism: Phanerochaete carnosa HHB-10118-sp
Lineage: Eukaryota; Fungi; Basidiomycota; Agaricomycetes; Polyporales; Phanerochaetaceae
Exons: 8
Coding region: 1-2094 (697 amino acids)
Molecular function (GO): GTPase activity; GTP binding
Source: RefSeq, a predicted model, not a curated record